Anopheles cruzii is the source of this 1389-nucleotide messenger RNA. RefSeq names its product cell division control protein 6 homolog (gene Cdc6). The record is from RefSeq and is a predicted model, not a curated record. Gene Ontology annotation, molecular function: DNA replication origin binding; ATP hydrolysis activity. The coding region runs from base 1 to 1389 and encodes 462 amino acids. NCBI's taxonomy places the organism in Eukaryota, Metazoa, Arthropoda, Insecta, Diptera, Culicidae. Gene Ontology annotation, biological process: mitotic DNA replication checkpoint signaling; cell division; DNA replication initiation. Gene Ontology annotation, cellular component: nucleus. The transcript is spliced from 2 exons.
AUGCAUCGCCGAACGCGCCAGAGUUUACGAUUAUCCUAUCCUAACAAUGGAAAAGAAAAUGAAAGUGAGCAACUUGUUGCAAAGAAACCAAGCAAGCGUAGGUCUAAAUUUCCGACAAAUGGUGAUACGGACGAAGAGUUAGGAGUGUCUCCGAAGAAAUCUGCCCGCAAAUCUCGCCUAUCGAAGGUGGUUAGGGAGGAAAUUCAAGAGACGGACAGUGGCGAAGAUUUGCAGGAUGGUGGUUUAGCAAAUGAGAUUGGAAAGCUUCCGGAGCGAGAAAAAGAGUACGACGAGCUGGUGAAUUUCGUCGAGAACGUCCUCGAUGUUGGAGGAUCGGGAAGCUUGUACAUAAGUGGACCACCGGGAACGGGGAAAACAGCUACACUACAAAGAAUACUUCAUCACGAUACGUUUGUAAACAAACUAAAGCCAGUUUACAUUAACUGCACUUCAAUCAAAAGUGUGGGCAGUAUUUACAAAAAGAUCUCAGAAGAACUCGGAUUGAAGGUGAGCAGCGGAACUGAAAAGCUAUACCAAAGCGCCAUUGAAGCGUAUCUGCAGCGUAAACACAAAACCAUCAUGCUUGUGUUGGAUGAAAUUGACCAACUUUCCAGCAGCAAGCAAAGCAUUCUGUACAGUAUCUUCGAGUGGCCAUCCCGACCGACGGCACGUCUAAUACUGAUCGGCAUCGCCAACGCAUUAGAUCUCACCGAUCGGUUGCUAGCCCGACUGCAGGCACGCUGUGAGUUAAAGCCUCGCCUAAUUCACUUCUUACCCUACACCAAGUCGCAAAUCGUUACGGUUCUUAAAUCUUGCCUCGAGGCCAACGGCACGCUGAACCGAUUGCCGGAAGCUGCGUUGGCGCUUCUAGCGGCUAAGGUUGCUUCGACGUCCGGUGACAUCCGACGAGCACUCUUCAUAGCACGACGGUUGGUGGAAGGCGUUAGGAGGGAAGAAAGGACAAAGGGCACCGGACAGUCCGUGGUUAGCAUUGGCCAAGUGAUGGGUGUGUUGAACCAGGUCUAUGGUGGAUCCCAAACACUGAACAACGAUCUUGACGAAGGGUUUCCGCUUCAGCAGAAGCUGCUCAUCUGCUCUCUCAUGCUUUCACUCAAGCACGGCAAGAACAAGGACAUUACGGUUGGAACACUGCACAACGUGUACAAAGCGAUCUGCAGCAAGCGCAACAUUCACGCCGUCGAUCAGACGGAGUUCAUCAACCUCUGCUCACUGGUGGAGACACGAGGUAUUGUGCGGAUGCAGUGCAAGAAGGAACCGCGCAUGCACCGGGUGUGCUUGCAGUGGGACGAGGAGGAGGUGAAUUCGGCAAUGAACGAUAAGCAGCUGAUAGCCAGCAUCAUGAGCGAUGCAUCAUGCCUAGGAAAGUAA